AUGAACACUGCUGCAGCACCUGAGCUUAGUGACAUCAAUGAUGUUUGUGCCACCACCUCCUUGUUUGAGAGUGAUGCAGGUCAAGCUGUGAGCCACGCACAAUCCGGUGUUUCUGUGGAAAGUGGCUUCAUAGAGAUGAGCACUGCUCUGGCACCAGGAUUUAGUGACCUUGAAAAUUUUUUUGCAGCCCCACCUGUGUGUCAGAGAGGGGCUGGUGUUGAAGCGAGCCGAGCACUGUCUGGCGCUUCUGUUCUCACUUUUUUAAGUGAAGUUAGUGGCUCAACAGCAGAAUUUGUUGCCACCGAUGGCAAAAAGCGUAAGAUUUUUUCCCAUGAACGCAUGUCAAAACAAUCAAAGCGUUUUGAUAGCGUAAUAGUCAACUCUGAUGUAGUGUUUAUCACUGCAUCAGAGAGUGAGAAACAGUUUUUCCGUCCCCUCGGUGAUGACGUUUGUAGGGCUUUGUGUAGUCAAUUAAAAGUAGAUUUUAUGAAAGCCGGUGUCUGGUGCAUAGAGGUGAGCUACUUAGGUGUUCCCUGCCUUAGCGAGAAAAUAGUUCCGAAUGGGAACUGCUUUUUCAGAGCUGUUUCUCAGGCUGUCAGUGGUUCACAGAAGAACCAUCGUAAGAUUAGACUGGCAGCCUGUUGAGAGCUAGAAAAGAAUGAGGCUAGGUAUCGGGGUCUUUUGAGGAGCGAUAUGUCGCUUUUGUCCAGGAUGAAGUGUGUCAAGACUUGGGCCACAGAGGUUGAAAUCCAGGCCACUGCAGAUUAUUUAGGCAUUGACAUUUUUACAUUUGAUGAUAGUCGUUGGCUAAAGUAUAGUUGCAGCAGUAAGUGUUUGUCAGCGGACUGCAUUUACUUGGAGAAUGUCGGGGGCCAGCAUUUUGAGUACGUUGUUUGUGUUUUAAAGCCUGGACUGCAAAGUUGUCAUGGUUAUUGUAAAUUAGGCAGGGAUAUAGGCUGUAGCACUAGGUCUUCAGUGAAAGAUGGAGCGGGACAGGCAGUAGAUGGGAUAGAUUGUCUAGAUUCAGGAAAAUAUUUUAUAGAGGUUGUAGAGGGCAGUAAUAGUCAGGUUAGAAUGCUUUCUGACAAAUUAAAUGAGCCGAUGUGUUUCCCUGUGCUGUUUCCGAUGAGCACAAAUACAUUCCACACCAGCCGCAUGCAUCGCUUAAAAUUGUCGCGCUAUUUUAAUAAUCUGAUAAUGCAUGCCGACGGCCGUUUUGCGCUCAAUGUGGAAUAUAUAUUCUUUAGCCAGUAUAUUUCUUAAAUGGACCAAGUUAGCAUUUCGGUCGCGAUGCGUAAAGGUAAGGGGGAUCAACAUUCUCAGCGGAUUUGCCCGGGCAUGCUCAAAGACGACGAAUCUCUGAAGCGCUUGCUACAGUUCGAUGACGGUUUUUGUUUCCUUCGGCCCAUUCGCGGGACGCCAGCUUUUUGGUCUUCGGCUCAGAAAGACCUUUUGGCUUGGGUCCGCCAAUGGGGGAUUCCAACAUGGUUCUGCUCCUUUUCUUCUGAUGAUUUGCGCUGGCAGAAUCUCCUUGCCAGCAUCCUGAGACAGGAAGAGACAGCAGAACAGUUAGAGUGGGCCGAUAGGUGCGAGCUGUUGCGUCGCAACCCGGUCACAGCCGCGAGGAUGUUUGACUACAGGUGGCACUGUUUUUUGAAGGAAGUACUCAUGUCCCCGUCUCAACCAGUUGGCAAGAUUGUAGAUUACUUUUAUCGAAUUGAGUUCCAGCAGCGUGGGUCCCCCCAUGGUCAUGUGCUGUUUUGGAUUGAGGGAGCUCCCCAAAUUUAUAAAAACACAGAUUUAGAAGUUGCAGAGUUUAUUGAUAAAUAUGUGACAUGUGAGCUACCCUCAGACGAUGACACACUAUUGGAAGUUGUAUCAUCGGUUCAAACGCAUUCAAAACGGCAUUCAAAGUCAUGUCGUAAAAAUAAAACGAAAUGCCGUUUCAAUUUUCCAAAACCAAUUUCUGCACGCAGGUUCAUCUGCAAAAUCAAAGAAUGUGUUUGUGCUAAAAAGGGAACGAGGACAGAGGGUAGUUGUAUUUCAGAAAACAGGCCACAGUGCAGCUGUCUGGGCGAUGAGGGACAGUAGUUGCCAAAGGAGGUUGCGCAGUUGAAUAUGUCGAGAGUAAAAGAUGCCAUGGAGAGGGAGGAGCCUUUUGGUAGCGUAGAAGAGUUGUUUGCCAGUGUGGGCAUCAACCAGGCAGUCUUGGAGCUCGCUUAUAGGCGGCUGGAGACUAAGAAUAAGGUGGUUUAUAGGCGAGAGGUAAACGACACCUGGGUUAACCAGUAUAAGUGUUGGAACGCUAACAUGGACAUUAACUUUGUCACUGACGCCUACGCAGUCAUCGUAUAAAAAGCAGAGACGGAAAUAGGUCUGUUAUUUAGCAAUGCCCUUAAAGAAGCAAAUAAACAAGGAAAUCUCUCUGCUAAAGAUGCUUUAAAGAAACUGGGCAGUGUAUAUUUACACAACAGAGAUGUCUGCGCUCAGGAGGCAGUGUAUAGGCUAAUAAGCAUGCAUUUGAAAGAAUGUUCCUGGAAGGUCGUGUUUAUUACAACAGGGAAUAACAUUGUGUGGUCGCGAAAGGCUUCCUCAGAGGGUCUUAGGUCAGAAGACAUGUGGAUGACAAGUAUUGUAGAUAGGUAUAGGAACAGGCCCGAUAGUGUCGUGUUUGAGGAUAUGUGCAUAGCCACAUUUUGUUCGGAGUAUCGUGUUCUCAGCAAGAAUGAAAAAUCAGACAAUAGAAUUGCACGACAAGGGGGUUUAGGGUUCAUCUUGCGGAGAACACAAACUCAGUUUGCAGUCGUUCGCUACAUGCUGUUUAAAUUAGACAAACAGGAGGAAGCCCACUUUCAGAGUUUGCUGCAGUUGUUCCUUCCUCAUAGAACUGAUUUAGACCUCAAGCCGGAAGGCUUUGAGUUCUACAAACAGUUCUAUGAGGAAGGUAAUGUGACGUCGGCUGGCGGGACCGCGCGGCCAGUGCGAGACGUCGUCGAUAAAAACAGGGCAAAGUUUGAAGUAGACUGACCUCGAUUAGACCGUGCGCGGGAGAUGGUGGACCGGUUCGAUAAUGUCGAUGACGAUGCGUGGGGGGACCUUUGUCCUGAACAGCAAAUCGAACACAUGGAAUGUUUAGAGGAGAGGCAGCGACAGCAGCAGGGGGAAAUUAGGGAGGAGCAGCUAGUUGAAUUGGAGGAAAAUGUCCCUGAUUUGUUUGUUGGUGGUAAACAAGUAGCUCAAUUUGAGAGAAACACCAACAUUUUGUCUAGAAGGGAGGGUUUAGCUCUGGUCCAUUCUCUUAAUGAGACGCAGAGGAGCAUUUUUGAUAGGAUUAGGAAAUGGUGCCUAGAAAAGGUGAUGGGCAAAAACCCAGAACCUUUCCAUGCGUUCGUAACUGGUGGGGCAGGUACUGGAAAAAGCCAUUUGAUUAGAGCUAUCCAGUACGAGGCAGGGAGACUAUUGUCGCGUCUGUACCAGCCAGAUGAAGCCUGCAUACUCUUAACUGCUCCCACAGGCUUAGCUGCAUACAAUUUACAUGCAGCCACAAUUCACCACACCUUCAGUAUUGGCAUGCAGGUUAGUUUAUCGUACAUCUCUCUGGGUGAAGAUAAGAUAAACUCCUUGAGGGCUCAAUUUGGUCACCUACAAAUUGUAAUCAUUGACGAAAUCAGUAUAGUAGAUCAUCAUCUUUUAGCUUAUGUGCAUGGCCGGUUAAGGCAAAUUAAACAGACGGGGGUCUUUUCUCCAUUUGGCAACGUUAGUGUUGUAGCUGUCGGUGACUUUUAUCAGUUGCCACCCGUUAAUGGGAGGCCGCUGUACACUGAUACACCAGCACCAGCACUGCUCCAGCUAGCACUAGUGACACCACUACUACACCAGUCAGUGCAACCACCAGCACUGCUGCAGCCAGUAGCACCGGUCCAGGUCCAGUUGCUGCUGCCACAACAGGAGCAACUGCUAGGCCUAGAGGUAGAGGAACACAAGCAAGACUCGCCCAUUUUGUGUUAA
Nerophis lumbriciformis (worm pipefish) is the source of this 4008-nucleotide messenger RNA. The record is from RefSeq and is a predicted model, not a curated record. Lineage: Eukaryota; Metazoa; Chordata; Actinopteri; Syngnathiformes; Syngnathidae.